Messenger RNA from Anarrhichthys ocellatus (wolf-eel), 2570 nucleotides. RefSeq names its product cyclin L1a (gene ccnl1a). The record is from RefSeq and is a predicted model, not a curated record. Gene Ontology annotation, molecular function: cyclin-dependent protein serine/threonine kinase regulator activity. Lineage: Eukaryota; Metazoa; Chordata; Actinopteri; Perciformes; Anarhichadidae. Gene Ontology annotation, biological process: regulation of transcription by RNA polymerase II. The coding region runs from base 102 to 1754 and encodes 550 amino acids. The transcript is spliced from 10 exons.
UUACGUCACGUGCUUUGUCAGUCACCCUGCUCCGCCGUCGUUCCGUCGAGGCUGGACGAGUUGUUUGCUGAAAACCGAAAAAUCGCUUUUUCUGGGUGAAAAUGGCCGCAGGUCCUCUCUCUGUCUCGUCUAACGCAUCCACAAACAACGAUGGCAUCCUCAUCGGUGACAAAGUUUACUCGGAAGUGUACCUUACGAUCGACAACUCGCUCAUACCGGAGGAAAGGCUCUCUCCGACGCCGUCGAUGGUCGACGGCCUCGACUUGAACACAGAGACCGACCUUCGCAUCCUCGGGUGUGAACUGAUCCAGUCGGCGGGCAUUCUCCUCCGGUUACCGCAGGUGGCAAUGGCAACGGGGCAAGUACUGUUUCAUCGUUUUUUCUACUCCAAGUCCUUCGUCAAGCACAGUUUUGAGAUUGUUGCGAUGGCUUGUAUCAACUUGGCCUCCAAGAUUGAGGAAGCACCGCGACGAAUUCGAGACGUCAUAAAUGUUUUUCACCAUCUGAGACAGAUCCGAGGCAAAAAGACUCCAAGUUCAUUGAUACUUGAUCAGAACUACAUAAAUACCAAAAACCAAGUCAUCAAAGCAGAACGGCGGAUCCUGAAGGAGCUGGGCUUCUGUGUGCACGUCAAGCAUCCUCACAAGAUCAUCGUCAUGUACCUUCAAGUCCUCGAAUGUGAGAAGAACCAGACGCUGGUCCAGACGGCCUGGAACUACAUGAAUGAUACCCUGAGGACAAACGUGUUUGUGAGAUUCCAAGCCGAGACCAUCGCCUGUGCCUGCAUAUUCCUCGCUGCUCGAGCCCUGCAGAUCCCUCUGCCAUCCAGACCUAACUGGUACCUUCUGUUUGGAGCCAGUGAGGAGGAGGUUAAAGAAGUCUGCAUCACCACCCUCAAGCUCUACACCAGGAAGAAGCCGAACUACGACCAGAUGGAGAAGGAGGUGGACCGGAGGAAAAUGUUCUUGACCGAGGCCAAGCUGAAAGCUAAAGGCCUGAACCCCGACGGUACCCCUGCACUGUCCACGCUGGGGGGCUUCUCUCCGGCUUCCAAGCCCAGCACCCCAAAUGUGGCAAAGGUGGAGGAGAAGUCUCCAAACCCCCAGACCCUCAAACCCGUUAAGAAGGAGCCAGAGAGCCGGACUCAGGUCAACAAGAGUCCACACAAUGGCUUAAGGAAAGACAUGAAGAUUGGGAGGAACAGCAGGAGCAGAAGUCGAUCUCGUUCAAGAACACGUUCCAGGUCUAGAUCCCGCUCACCUCGCAGACAUUACAACAGCAGACGCAGUCGCUCGGGGACGUACAGUUCUCGCUCACGCUCUCGCUCUCACAGUCGUAGUCCAUCGCCUCGCCGCCAUCCGCCCUCCCCCCUCCUCCCCCACCUCAAGUCCAAGUCCAGCCACCACGGCAACAAUAGCGACUCCAAGCCCAGCAGCCGCCACAGCAACAGUGGAGGUGGAGGAACCGGUCACAAGAGGAAGCGCUCGCGCUCUCGCACACGAUCCCGCACUCCGGUCAAAGUAGACCGGGAACGGGACCGAGAGAGGGAACGGGAGAGAGACAGAGACCGCGGCUCCUUUGACCUCUCCACAAAGAAACACAAACACGAGCGAGGAGGUGGCCAUCGAGGAGACCGGAGGGAGAGGGAGAGGUCUCGGUCCUACGACCGGGACCGGGAGCGGGAGCGUGGCCACAAGAGCAAACACCACAGCAGUAGUAGUGGGCACUCAGGACAUAGCCGUCACCGCCGCUGAGACAACACACGCCCCUCUUUGGGACUGAUGGUCACUGAAGCAUUUUCAGUAUACGCAAAACUAAAUCAGAUUUUUGCCGUGUUCUCUGAAUGCAGUGUGCUAAAUCAGUGUAACUGCCAGUCUUUUCAUUUAAUGAAGUCACAUCUUGCAAGUUCUUCCGAAGGUUGAAUGGUUGCACUUAAACUAUUAUGGAAGUCAAAUAUCUGUCGGAUGACUUUGCUGACAUGUCAUCAGACUGCAGCUCUGCCAUGGGUGAGAGAACAGGCCAGGUUUGGUUUCAUUUUGAGUAUAUUACCAGCCUAAUGCAACAUAGUUGGGUUUCUGGGUUUCUCAUAUGCAUCUGGAAAAUGACCAUUUAAACUACUCGACUUACAGGAAUGUUGAUUCUCCUCAAGCUUUUAAUUUUGUUGGCCAAAGUCAAAUAAGUAAAUAUUUAGUUUUUUUUUUAAUUGAAUUUUGCCUUGUCAUCGGUGGCAAUUAUGGAAACGUUGAAAUUACCUAAAUCCUACACAUACCGUCUGCAUGUACAAAUGUCUUUGUUAUAGAAUGUUCAUUACUUUGACUCGUCUACACGACAGCACACUUGUAGCUGAUAUUUGGCAGAGGUGGUUGAUGUUGUGUCUCUAUGGUUUGGAAGUGUGCGUCUGAGGAACCCAGGCUGCAGCAGUAUCUACCAGCAUUCAGUGGACUAUUUGUAGGUUUACCAACCUUUUGUUUCACCCAGCUCAGACACGAUCAGUGGUUGAGGGAAGGCACCAACGCAGUGCGACAUCAGUCCCAGUCCGGUUGUCCUGCCCUCUCCCAACUAUACGUUUA